Messenger RNA from Lolium rigidum, 411 nucleotides. RefSeq lists its product as uncharacterized. NCBI's taxonomy places the organism in Eukaryota, Viridiplantae, Streptophyta, Magnoliopsida, Poales, Poaceae. The transcript is spliced from 2 exons. The annotation marks the transcript as partial. Gene Ontology annotation, molecular function: nucleic acid binding; zinc ion binding. The record is from RefSeq and is a predicted model, not a curated record.
AUGCGGCCGUGGAAAGUUAUGAGGCUUCGAAGCACUUCUUUGGCUAACUUCGUGAUGAACUACAACAUGCAGAACAUGAACAAGGAGUUACCUGAACUCUUCUCCAUGCCGAAAUCUGCUGAGAUUGAGAUACAGAAAGAGCACCAAGUGUUGAUGGUCAACAAGACCACCAGUUUCAAGAAGCAAGGCAAACCUAAGAAGGGCAACUUCAAGAAGGGCGGCAAGAAAGCUGCCGCGCCUCCUGAGAAGCCUAAGGCUGGCCCUAAACCUGAUAAUGAGUGCUAUUACUGCAAUGGGAAGGGGCACUGGAAGCGUAAUUGCCCCAAGUACUUGGCUGAUCUGAAGAGCAGCCUUGUCAAGAAGAAGAAAGGUAUAUCUGAUAUACAUGUUAUAGAUGUCUAUCUUACUGGU